Melanotaenia boesemani (Boeseman's rainbowfish) is the source of this 3363-nucleotide messenger RNA. It is a transcript of the gene pigt, whose product is annotated as phosphatidylinositol glycan anchor biosynthesis, class T. Bases 99 to 2078 code for a protein of 659 amino acids. Gene Ontology annotation, cellular component: GPI-anchor transamidase complex. Lineage: Eukaryota; Metazoa; Chordata; Actinopteri; Atheriniformes; Melanotaeniidae. Gene Ontology annotation, biological process: attachment of GPI anchor to protein. The transcript has 12 exons. The record is from RefSeq and is a predicted model, not a curated record.
AGGUGAACAAGAGUGGAAGUUGAAAACAAAGCACUUUUGUGUCAGACCAAUGGGAUUUCAUAUGGAAGCAGCUGAUUGGCCUGGUCUACGAGUGACGCAUGAACGCGGAAGUGAAUCAGUUCAUCGGCAGAAAAAUGGCAGCUCACAGGUGUAGCCACUCGGUUUGGCAAUUUCUUCUGUUUAGUUUGCUAGCGUUUCACUUAGCAGACAGCCAAGAGACGGCGCUUAUCAAUGAAAACAAUGCUAGUGUGGUCGAUAAUCCACAAACAACCACCGAAACAGCGAAGCAAACAGCCGAGCAGCCUGCGGUGGAGGAAAGGCAGUGGGAAGAAACCGAAGUAAAAGAAUCGAGUCCCCAUGAUGCUGCAGCUGAAAAAGAGGACUCUUCUGCCUCUGACACCACAGUUCUAACAUCAAUCCCGCAACCUAAAGAUGAUUUUACGGAGGAAUUGGUUAUUAGACCGCUGCACUCCGGAGAUAUUUAUGCCAGCUUCCAGUUCCGCACCCUAUGGGAAACAGAUUUCAAUGCAGGAAACAAAGUGUCCCACUACAGGCUGUUUCCCAAGUGUCUGGGCCAGGUCAUCUCCAAGUUCUCAGUGCGAGAGCUGCAUAUCUCCUUUACUCAGGGCUACUGGAGAACUAUGCAGUGGGGGCAGCCCUUUCUGCCAUCCCCACCAGGAGCUGAGCUCUGGGUUUGGUUCCAGGACUCUGUGACAGAUGUGGAUGCCACAUGGAAGGAGCUGACCAAUGUCCUAUCAGGGAUCUUCUGCGCUUCUCUGAACUUCAUUGACUCCAUCAACACUGUUCAGCCUAGUGCCUCCUUCAAACCUCUGGGAAUAGGCAAUGUGACAGACCAUCACUUCCUUCGUUAUGCCACCCUUCCCCGAGAAAUUGUCUGCACUGAGAAUUUGACUCCCUGGAAGAAACUCCUGCCCUGUGGAUCCAAGGCUGGUCUCGCUGUGCUUCUGAAGUCAGAGAAACUCUUCCACAGCAGUUUUCAUUCCCAGGCAGUGCAUAUAAGACCAGUAUGUCAGGACUGGCAGUGUAAAACCACGUCCUGGGAGCUGAGACAGACUCUGAAUAUAGUCUUUGACCUGCACACCUCUGCACAGAGCAAACGAGAGUGGUCAUUGUUUAAGAUGUUUUCUCGGACCCUGACAGAAGCAUGUCCACUGGCCUCAUCUAGUAAAAUAUAUGUUGACGUCACAGACAAUCCUCAGGAGGAACUGUUUGAACUCAGCCCAGCCACUCCCCUGCUGAGCCAGGCAGGGGUGCUAGGGGACAGACGGACCUUCUCUGUCUACGAUCUGACCCAACAAAUCACCUUUGGCACCAUGCGCUCCCUUAACCUGCUGAUCCGCUGGAAAUCCACUGAGGGUGAAAUGCUUCGCCCUGUGCUCCAUGCAGAGCGUUACGUAGCUGGAUAUGGGCUGCAGACAGGGGAGAUUCAUACCUUAAUUUACAACAACCAUCCCUUCAGGUCUUUCCCUGUGUUGCUGCUGGACUCAGUGCCGUGGUAUCUUCGUCUCUACAUCCAUACACUCACUGUCACCAGCAAAGGAAAGGACAACAAACCAAGCUACAUCCACUACCAGCCAUCAAAGGACCGAAUACGGCCCCACCUGCUGGAGAUGUUGGUCCAGCUUCCUCCACACUCUGCAACUGAGGUUACAGUGCAGUUUGAGAGAGCCCUGCUCAAAUGGACUGAGUACACACCAGAUCCCAACCACGGCUUUUAUGUGGGGUCCUCGGUCAUCAGUUCUCUGGUACCAAGUACUGUUGCCAUGGGUACAAACAUCACUCAAGAACAACCACUUUUUAGCAGCUUUUUUCCCUGCAAAGAAGAGACCAGUUACUUUGUGCGCGUCUACACAGAGCCUCUGCUAGUCAACCUGCCCACUCCAGACUUCAGCAUGCCUUAUAAUGUCAUCUGUCUGACUUGUACUGUUGUGGCUGUGGGCUAUGGCUCCCUUUACAACCUACUGACCCGGAGCUUCCAAAUCGAAGAACCCAACCCAGGAUUAGCCAAACGGAUAGCAAAUAUUAUUCGAAAGAUGAGGGGUGUGCCGCCACUUUGAGGCUGCAUAACCGGGCUCACUGACUUCUUUCAGAAAAUAAGUUUUCCUUUUGGUGAAAUGACUGGAAAACAAAUAAUAUUCAGGGAGGAACUGAGUCAAACACUGGUGUGAAUGUUUUAAUAACGGUCAGCUUGAAGGCUGUUUUUUUUUUUUUUAAACAGAUUUUUUUUAUAUUGCAUUAUUAUAUUCAGGAUAAUUUCUCUCGCCGGCUAUAAAAUGGCAGAUGAUUGUCCUCUCGAGUGAAAGGGAGAAUUUUGUUUUCUUUUGACAAGUAGAAGGCGCCAAAGUUAUAUUUUGAGGUGACAAAUUAGGGUUUUGUUAAGCUUCUUAUUGGAAACAACAGUUCUUUUUCGUCAUUCAGUUGUACUGUCACUGAAGCAUAUUGAUAUUGUAUGAAGACAGUUAAUCAGUCUGUUAUCCUCAAACUGGUUUGGCCUUGAAUUACAUUGAUGUAUCGGCACCUCUAGAAAACUGUCACCUUUGGUCUUACUCAGUGUUUUUGACAUGUUUGCCAUCUCCCUAUCAGGUUAGAUAAGGUAAAAAGUCACUGCGACUUUGUCAGAAUGAUUCUUUUUUUCUUCCAAACUUGAACCAUGACCCUGACAUCAAUUUCUCAGUAGCUUAAUAAAUUUCACAAACUGUGGAAUUAUUUUCUUUUUCAUCUGGCAUGAGGUCUCUUGUAUCAUUUGAAGAGAAUUAACACUUUUUAAAAACAUUUUUUAGACUGACCAGAUGUAAGUAAAUCAAGUCAAGUCAAGUCAAAGAGGUUUAUUUGUCACAUGCACAGUUAUACAUAGUACAAUUGUACAGUGAAAUGUGUAUUCUGUACCUGCAUCCUUUAAGAAUAGAACGAAUAAGCUAAAUAUUUAUAAAAUAGAAUAAAAAUAGAAUAGAAUAAAAAAGAUAAGUCUUUUUUCUUUUAAAUAAGAUAAAAGAUAAAAAUGCAUAACUUCUUGUUUUAAAUUAAACUUUCCUCAUACAAAUGUACAUUUUGUCUUAUUUUUGGAAGGAUGCUUGAAUGUUACAUCCAAUGAUUUGAACACGACAUAAUUUCUUGCCUUUGGCUUGUUGAAUUAUGAAUCAUUUGCACUCAGUUCAGUCGUUUCAGUACGUCUUUUAACAAACUAGAGUUUUACACGCCUGUCAAAGUCAAUUUUUUCAUAAAAAAAAAAAAGGGUAGUCACAUGUGAACUUUUGAGUCUGUACACUUUGUGUGACUGCAUUUUGAUAUUAAUAAUAAACUGUCUAUUCUGAUUAUUUGCAGUAAAGUCAUAUCUGAAAUGGA